Molecule: messenger RNA, 7405 nt
Organism: Athalia rosae (coleseed sawfly)
Lineage: Eukaryota; Metazoa; Arthropoda; Insecta; Hymenoptera; Athaliidae
Exons: 15
Coding region: 833-4051 (1072 amino acids)
Source: RefSeq, a predicted model, not a curated record
UUUAGUUUGAGCUCAGCGAGCCACCGGUGAGCGUCGUUCGGAAGGUUCAGUUCCGUACGGUUGUGACAGCGACUGUACGCAGUUCGUUGAGUUACGUCGACGCGCCAGUUUUGUAUCGCGGAUGGCCCCGUCCGAUCGUCGUCCUCGUCGCUUGUAAGGGUGGUUUUUUGUUUUUUCUCGUCGAACCGGCCAAACCCUUCGUCCUCAAAAUGUUCAUCAGCGUCACGAGUAUCGAAGAUAUCGCAAUCCGAAAUCGUUCUUAUUCGUCGCUGGCUUGAACCGAUAUCAAAUGUCAUCUGAGGUCAAGGAGUCAUUGUCACCGCAGUAAAACUGCCGAUGACACUCGAGGGCUAUUGGACUGACCCUACAAUAAACUGUAGACCAUGAAAUUCUGAGAGUUUAUCGUAGAAUUGGAGCACAACGAUGCUGACCAAUGUAUCCGAUAGUUUCUUAUCGGUACUGGUGAAGUGAACUUGUAGUCCAAAGUUCAACGAAGGGUUGAGAAACAUUUCUAGAACGAACCUAUUCAAUUUGACCUCUGAUGGUUUGAAGGAUUCCGCGCCGCUACGUCUUUCGACUCGUCAUUUCGAACCGAUUGAGUUUUGUGAGUGAAGAUGUAGAUCGGUAACGACGAAGUGCACAAUUUGCAUAAUUAUUCACCACACCUGUGCGACACACUCGGACACAUCGUUGUUCCAUUGACCAAGUAUAAAUCGUGGGAACCCUGACUUUUGUUCGGUACUUGAUAGAGUGGUGGUUGUUGUUGUUCUUGUGCUUCUCACCUGACCACCACUGCAGCUGGUACAUCGGCAUUGUACACAUCGUCCUACUCAUGCUGGGCGUUUUUAAACGACGCUGGAAGCCCUCGAAAAGGGCUUCCAAUGGCCGUAGUACCGAAGCUAACAUCGGAGCAGACCUCGCUCUCGACAAACCUCGCCCGGUCGCUUCCCCCAGACAAAUUCAUCCCUUGUACGGGGAGAAAGCAGGGCUUCUGGGUUACUGCGAUCCGGUUGGUAAUACAGAAAGUUUUCCGCCAGCCCCCAACAUCGUCGUCGAGGGUGGAAGAAUCGAGUUUGUCCGCCCAUCGCAAGAUAUCACCACGGCACCCCGAAGGAACACCGUCUCCAGAGGGUCUCAGACCUUCGUCGAUCAGCCGGAAAAAUCAGAUCCCGCCAAGGAAAGCCUCGAGGAACGUGUCCAAGAACUCGAAAAAACUUUACAAGCGGAACGAGCAGCCGCACAACGUGAUCGCGCUACAAUAACCAGACUCCAACGCCAAAUCAACAAGAGGGAGGCGACGCAGCGAGAUGUGGAGCGAGAACGACGUCAACGAAUGGAGGCAGAAGCUCGGGUCCGCGAAGCUACCGCUGAAGCGGAACGCGCACGCACCAGGGUGCAUCAUCUUCAGCGUGAACUUGUCAGGAUGGAGGAAUCUGCCAGAGGAAUUCUACAGCAGAAACAACGAGCGGAACAGCUGAAGCAAGAAAAAACAGCCCUCACUUUAUCCUACGAGGCCCGAGUGCACCAGUACCAGGCUCAAAUUUCAAAAUUACAAUUGGAGAGCGAAUCCCUACGGGGUCAGUUGAGGGGUUUGGAAGCUGCUUGCGCGGGAGAAGUUCAUGCCGCUCUCGUAGCGAGACUAGCUACACUGGAGACCGAACACGCUGCUUUGGCGCGGGACGCCGAUGCUCAACGUCGACAGUACGAGCGAUGCCUGGAUGACGUCGCCAACCAGGUCGUCCGUGCCCUCCUAUCCCAAAAGGGUCUGAAGGAAGAGAUCGGAGCGUUGCAGAGGCGUAUAAGGGAGUUGGAAGCUCAGAAUCGUGCGCUCUCCGGACUUCUUGCUCAGGCGACGAGUCCCGGAAGUCCCACGGACUUGAUCCACGGUAUCCUCGAGGCGGGACCGGCAGCCCUGGUCGCUGCUCUGAGCCUGGACACGGCCUGGGUACCGCUUUCGAGACCCAGAUCUCUCAAUCUUCAAAUUCCCGUCAUGGCUACGGCCAAGUGUCGCCGGGCCAGGCCGCUGGGUCAAAAGCCCUCCGAAGAGGAGGGCAGCGAGAGCCCGGAAAGCGGCAACAGGGACGAAGGUUACUCGACGAUGUCGAGCGACGUCCAGGGCGAAGGGACCCGUCAGGAACCCGCCCGAGGUCUCGAAGACCUCAAGGAAGCGACCGACGAAACGGAGGCCGACGUAUCUCCCGACGCGCGCUUAGUAACCCUUGACGCCGGUAAUCCCGACGUACUUUUUCUUCCGCUGAAUUUAACCGUGGGCAUAAAUCCCAGGCACAGCUAUCCACCGACCAAAGACCUCCUGCCUUAUCAGCAUGUCAUGAGGAGUUUCUCUGACAGCCAUCUCUGCCUAAAACUUACCACCACUGCGAGCCUGUCACCCUACAACAUCGCGAGUCCCGCCGGAUCUUCCGUACUUCUGGUUGAAGAGGAGGGCUGGGACGCCGAAUACGUUCAGCAGUGGUUGAGACUGGACGACACGCGGAGCGCCCAGCAGCAUCGCGAUCUUUUAGAAUUGGAGUACGACAGAGCCGAGCUCGAGGAUUGGAGCUUUUCGCUGUCGACGGAGGAUCUCGUCCAGGCGGACGCAACGUGGAAGGAGCCGGCAAUAACGCCGGCAUUACCAGCAAUCAAGGAACAGAAUCCUUUGGAACUCGAGGAGGAUGCGAACGAGUGUUUAUGGAACGGAGCUAGUUAUCUCGCGGACAGAGCCGGCGGCGAACUGGUCGCACUGCUCAUGGACGCGAGGGCCAGCGGACCUUGGCCCUACGCUUCUAGUCCAGGCGCUUCGUGGAGCAGCGAGGAGGGGGCGAUGGAAAAUUCCAGCAAAAGAUCGUCCGCGGCUCUAUCGGGGUGCAGCGAUGAUCCCGACUCUCCGUCGGUGGGGACCGACUUCACCAGGGAUUUUUACAGACUCGUGAAAUUCGAGAGCACCAAAAGUUUGGCCAGCACCUCUUCGAGGGGUGGAAGACCCCCGGACAGGGAACAAGCCCUUCAGAACGUUCUGUCCUUUAUAGCCGAACAGCAAAUGUACCUAGCGGAACUUCCGCAUCGGUGUCAAGACGCCGCUACGGACCCACCGCCCCUCGAAGCGAUCGCAGUAUGCGUCGGAAGUCAAAACGAACGAAUUUCGGAAACAGUUGCAGCGGAACUGCAGGCGAGCGCUAUCGAUCACGAGAACAGCGGAAAUGAAAAUCUUUCGGAAAUGGAGCCCGUCGACGAUCUGUUGGAGCAGAUCAACGUCCCUCCCCUUGCUCCGGACGAACGAAUGAUCAGUGCCGUUGCGUGUAACGGCGGUAUAUCGUACACGACCGUCGCGCCUUCGGAACUUCUCGGAGCAGUACCAGAAGAAGACGAAGAAGCUGCGACGUCGUCCACCCCUAGCACCGUUGUCAGCCCGGCCAGGGCCCCGCUUCUGGUCGAGGGGAGGGACCGGACGUUGAGUUUUCACGAGAGAGCGACUUCAAAGGAUGUUAUCGAUGAGCUCAACAGAAUGAUACGGAAGGGUGAAGAGCACCCAACGUCCCAAGACGCCGCUCACGCGGUCCUAGAGAAACUCGAUCUCGCCUGCUGCUGUCCCACCGGUUGGGUGCACGUAGAACGAGACAUCGAUUUCACCGAUCCAAAGGCGAGGGCAAAUUUAUUGGAUGUAAUGUUGGCGAGCAGCGAAAGUUCCUCGGCGACGUCGAGCAGCGGAUCCGCGGGUAGCGAUUCGGGGGACGAACCACCAGACUACCGUCAUCUUCACAGGCUACAUCGAUACCGACGUCAAAAGAAAGCCUCCGCUGCCCAGGCGCACCGGGUACUCCGGUUACCGUCCGCGUGGGGUGCUUCGAGGCCUUCGAUCAUCGGUCGUGACGACUUCUUCGUUCGUUAUGGGGAAAAGGAACGCGAAGCGGUAGCGACAUUCGACUUCUUGAACGAGAUCGCUGUUUCGUCACCGGCCCCAUCGCCCACCGAUUCGAACGCCAGCCUCAUGGACUCGAUGGUAGAUUCCCCGGUAGACAACGACUGCAACCUGAUGAAACUAUCGCCCUUAUAGUGAAGCGUUAUCGUAAGAUUUUGUCAACGCGGUAAGAAACCCUCGGCAAAGUUCACGCAUUAGUUAUAAAUUAAUAUUAAAUAGAAACAAAACAAGAAAAACAAAAAGUCGAAUGAAAAGAUACGGUCCUCUUGAAGGAGGAAUUCGGAUGACGAAAGAGAAGUAUCGAUUUUCGUAGUGUAAAAAUCGGUGAAUUUUUUCGAAUUACGACGUAGACUGAUAAAAUUUUGACGAGGGAACCCGCCCCGCGUGACAUUUGAAUUUAUAAUUCCGGGGGUAUACGAGUAUAAAUUAUGUUUGUUAAUAUAUUGCCAAUUCGAAAGAGAAUUUUUUUUUUUUGAUUAUUAUUUAUUUCUAUUCUCUUUUAUUUUUAUUCCAUCCGAGAACAAUGUGAAAUUAUUUCAUCAUAUUCUUUUCCCCGUUAGUUUUUUCAUUUGUAUAUACCUUGAACAAUGUCGAUGUUAUAAAAAGUCAAUCUUCUCAUCAAGAAAUACGUUAAUCCGUGCGAUAUUACAAUUGGCUAUAAUCAAAUAUAUUUGUAAAUAAAUUAUGCAAUAUCUGACUUCGAUCUAAUUAUAAAUUGAAACCACGGCUAUGAUUGAUUUCUCUGUACUCCAGGCCUCGUCGUACGAUCCACGUAGCGUUCGUUCGUAUUUCUCCCCCAUCUGAUCCAUUCAUCAGGUUUUCCACUAACGAUACUUUUGCAUUUUUAGAAUAACGAUGAUAACGAUAACACAAUACGACAGAACGCAUACGAAACAACGAAAUACAAUAUAUGAUUGAUAAUUUCGCAAUCAUACCGAUCAAGUCUUCCUGCGCGUGUAUUGUUUUCAUUCCUAUUACUAUAUACAUCGUUAUUACUGUGUGUAAAUAAUUAUUACCUGCCCAAAAUAAUCUGCCGAUGAUUAACAUGAAACGAACGCUUUACAUAUCUCGUGGAUCGCACAUGAAAUACGUGGCAAUUUCGAUUGAAUUUCUUUUUUGUUCGGUACUCCUAUCCACGUAUACAUAAUCUAUACCGAACGAAACUUGGAAAUAGAACAUGGCUUCCACGCGACAUGAGACACACACGCGUAUACAACCCACGUAACUUUCGUAAUUUCUAUACUGAAAUUUUGGUAUCAGCUCUGCCAAAGUCUGUAAGUAAAAGAGUGAAACAACAAAUAAAAUAAAAUAAAAUAAAAUAAAUAUACCUACUAUAUCACAGGGUAGAAUUUAAAAACGAAUUAUUAUUCAUUGGAAAGAAUUGAAGUCCACAAUUUGAAUGUUGCAUGAGGUUCUGCAGAUCUUCUAAUUAUGACGACGUACUAUCGAUACCAAACUUCCAAAAAAUAUGAUUAUAACUUAUACGUAAUCAGAAAAUCCGUUGAACGCCCACUAUUUUUUACCCCAUGCAUAAGACGUAUAGAUAAAAUGUAUAGUUUCUGCAGCAAAAUCGAAUUUCAAAUUCAACCUUCCAAAACUGAGCUUAGAAAGAAAAAAUAUAUUUAAAAAUAAUAUAUGAAUAUAUACGUUUAUAAUUAUACGAAUAGAAUGUAAUGAAUAUCGUAAUUCUGAAGGGUUGCAGAUUUUAUAAUGAAAGAAAUAAAGAAAAAUCGAAAAAAAUAAGACAAAAAAUAAAACGAACGAGCUGGGGUUCGAUUUUCGCCAAACAAUAUUUCAACCAUCGACUAUAAUCGGAUCAAAUAACUAACAGUUGGAACGUCAUUUUUACUUUUUCCCCUCAAUCUUCUAUUACGUUUCCUUUAUUUUUGGAUUUUCCCCAAGACUGCCGCACUCGUACAAUAGGCGAGAGUCAUGGUGAGAAUUAACACGAUGAUAUCGAUGCAAAAUUGAGAAAUUAUUCCCCUUACCAGAAGACUAAGAAUCAGACGUAACAACAACAAAUUGUAUGAUAACAACAGGAGUAAUAAAUGAUAGUAUUAAUAUUAGCAGCAGUAAUAAUGAAAAAUAAUGAUCAUGAUAAUUACUAUAAAUUAAUAUCAUUACACACGUAUAGUCGAUGGCGUCGUCGCGUCGCGUCGUACCGAUUUUAAUUCGGUGAUACCCUAAUAACGAUAUAUGAAUGAAAGGAAAAAAAAAGUAAAGGAAAAGAAUACAAAAACGCAAAAAAGUCAUUGUAUUUCAACGUAACAAAGUAUAUAUCACAUAUAUAUAUAUAUAUUGUUAUGUCUUUAGAUAUAUCGUAGUGAAUUAUGAUACGUAGAAAUCUGGGACGUGUUUCUUGACGAGAACCUAAUAACGUACUAUAAAAUAUAAUAUCACUCGUACGUACAUAUGUAUAGUUAUAAAACACGAGGCUCGAGUCCGACUAAAUUGCAGCUGUAUAAGGACGCCAAAAUUUCAUUCAUUGUUAGAUCUUAUAGCAUGAUUGGUACACACACACACACACAAACUCGUCAUACGAUACUGUCGGAUAUCGAGAAAAAUAAAAUUAAAAAAUGAAUUAAAAAAGAAUCAGUAAUCGAGAUGAAAGCAACCGCAAGUCAGGUAUUUAAUUUAUCUAUAUAAUAGUGAAGAUUAUGUAUUGUAAUAAUAAUCAUUAUGUGCGGGUUCGACAUAUGCGUAUAGGGAGUUCUGAAAACUUCAAUGAUACAUGACGAACGUCCAGAAGCGGAAAACUCAAUACGUUAUCAAAAUAAAAUGCAAAGUCAAACGAAAGAAGAGAAAAAAGAAAAUAACCGAUGUAUAUCCUAUAGUAAUCAGCACUUGUACGAAUAUUAUUACUAAUUACUAUUAUUAUCAUUAUCAUUAUCAUUAUCAUUAUUAUUAUUAGCGGCAAUUCAUUAUGAUAUUCCGACCGAAGAGCACAGCAUGCAUACAUACAAUUGCUCUGCAGAAUCAAGGUACACACAAAAAGGAAGGAAAAAACAAAAAAGAAAUGAAACACAAUAUAUCAUCAUUGUACAUAGAAUGUAUUAUAUUAGCUGUAUACGAGAUAUGAAGUAGAUGUAAGUUAUCUAUCUUCUCUUGAACUUAAUAAACAAUAAUGACAAUAUACAUACCUAUAUAAUGACGAUAACGAGGACGUUACUAUUCAUUACUUUUUACAGAUCUUCAAAUAAUAAUUGAUCGAAUUAUUAUAGGGAUGGAAUAUAUUUAUUCGAUAAGAAGAAAAAUACAACUUGGAUGACACGGUGGUUAUACUCUUAAAAUAAUUUUAUUUGAAAUAUAUACGUAACGUAUAAAGUUUUUUUUUUUUGUUUGCUUAUUUUCAGUAUCAUCUUUGUUUUCAUGGUUUUUUCUUGCGUUUUUUCGCCUUGACUUAUUUGUUCGAGUUUUAUAUAUUCUUAUUGCGAAAUACCUGGAUAUUGUAUUUUAUUGUUGUUAUUUUUUGUAAUUCAUGUACAUAUU